Molecule: messenger RNA, 3251 nt
Organism: Pogoniulus pusillus (Red-fronted tinkerbird)
Lineage: Eukaryota; Metazoa; Chordata; Aves; Piciformes; Lybiidae
Gene: ENTREP1
Product: endosomal transmembrane epsin interactor 1
Exons: 12
Cellular component (GO): membrane
Source: RefSeq, a predicted model, not a curated record
AGAGGUGGGAGGGAGAGCCUUAACAAGGGGAGGAGAAAGCACCGCCAAGACUACUAUAAAACAGAUCACGCAGACAAGAGACCCAAGCAGGACGGGACGGCCGCGCCGCUGGGGAAGCUGAGGCGAGCGGGCAUGCGGCAGUGGGACAGACGCCGGGCGAAGCACCUUGCGGCGGACAGCCAGCCGCCCGUUGUCGCCGAGGAGCAGCCGAAGGCUGAUGCCGUUGGGGAGACAGCUCCUCCGGCACAGAUGAGGGGUGAGGAGAGAGAAGUGCUUCGGGAAGCCGCCGUCCAGGCGGCCAGGCACAGGGGCGGUGGUGUGCUGGCCCCACCAAGCCCCGAGCCCGGGGCGAAUGGCCACGGACAAGAACCGCCACUGCGGCCGUCUGCCAUCUCCGUCCCGGUGGUACUGCCAGGCUCCUGCCAUCCUAUUCCGGGGCUCGCCUCGGUGCCCCAGACAGCAGCAGCCGCCACUGCAGACACGGCUUUGCCGUCGAGCUUGCUGUCCGAAGACCGUACUCUGCCGCUGCUCCGCCCUGGCGGUGGGCGCCUCGGCUUGAUGCGACACCACAACCAAGAGCCCAGCCACUCGGCCCCAGGCGCCAGCUCGCCGUCGGUUGCUGCGCUGGUCCUGCUGGCGCUGUUGCAGAUCAUUCUGGGCUGCACCGCUGUGCUACUGACCUUCGGGGUGCUGUUGUUGAGCAGCUCCUCGCAGUUGAAGAACUCCUGUCCCUUCUGGGCCAGCUGCUCGGUCAUCUUAUGUGGAAUCUUGGGCAUAGUGAUGUGGAAGAAGCCAAUAAUGGUGUUGGCCAAUUUAUUUAUUCUGCUGUCUGCCAUCUGUGUUCUGCUGAACCUGGCUGGAUUUGUACUAGGACACCAAGGCAUUCAGUUUGUGUCCAGUGUACCCAAAUGUGAUUUGGUGGAUGUGGGUGAAAACAAGAUUUGUUUCUGCUGUGAAGAAUUUCAACCUAAUAAAUGCCGAGAAGACAGUGUGUUGAAGCUGUACCAUGUGAAGUCGUGCAGCUUUGCUCUUGCCCGUCUCAAGAAAUUACUCUUUGGUCUUUGUGCCAUGAGUGCUUUUACCGCCAUAGUUUGCUUAUCAGCAGCUCUCCUGCGUUACUUACAGCCGCUUACAGGAAGAGGACUGUACCUAGCUGGAACUCAGACUGAAGACCAAGAUCACAUUUUGGAUCCUGAAGAUUUUAUCCCGCCUGUGCCACCUCCCAGCUAUCUUUCAGCUUUUUUUUCUCGCACCCCACAGAUGAGUUGCAGGGCCCAUAUCAGAAGCGCUGAAGUAUUCUCCUCUGUGGAUCCACCUCCUCCUUAUGAAGCUGCACCAACCCAGAACAACUCUGAGCAGGGAGAUGCAGUACAAGCAAGUGCCUCAGAAGGUUCUGAUUUGUGGGAAGUGAGUGACAGGCAGAGCUCCCAAGAUUUGUGCUAUUCUGACAACUUUUCCAACAAUUAUAUUCCUUAUUACUCCAACGAAGAAACUUCUGAGUCUUCCAGAAGAGUGAGUUUCUCUCUUUCAAAUGCAAGCCUGUUGACUGCAGGAGUGGGCAGAAGAUCCUACCAUCCUUUGAAGAAAUGGUCUAAGAGUGACCCUGUGCUGCACUGUCAGAUGCUUCAAGGGGCAAUGCUACGCUUUAAAUCGAAGAAACACAAUGAAGCAAAUGCAUCGCUCUGUGGUGUCACUCAGCAAAACAGUUUGAGGGCAAGAUUAGCUUUUAGGGGAAGAACUCAGUCUUUGGUGGACCUCAGAGACACGAAACGUCGUAUGAUGUGGAUUGCAAACCGUUCCUGCAGCAUGAGCUCCGACAUGCAUGGACUAGUGGAAAAUAUCAAGUUGGAUGCUGCCAACAGUGACACCCUCCUUGUGCAGGUAGUUCUGUUACUUUGUAUUUAUCAAGUGAUGUGGAAACCCAUUGGCCUUGGUUUGAGAGUGCAUGUUUACAUAUUCCACUCUUUUAUAAUUUGCAUAGAUGAUUUGAUUAAUGCACAGCACAAGUCCAUUUGCUGUGACAAGUGGUUUUGGUCUGAGUUCUCACACAAUGUACCAACAAUUGUAAUACAACCUGAAAACAUGUCUGAUUUACUCUUUUUCCUCCUUUUAAAGGUGAUGUCACCUCCCCAGGUAGCCGUGCUACUGGAUGCCCCUGCGUUACCUGUCAGAUGGCAAGGUGGUUUGCUGCACAUGGAGGGCCAUUGUGACCUGAGUACUUCCACCAAAAAUGAAAAUCAACUAGCUGAGAGGAGGCUCCAGGAAGCACAGCAUGAAUGACCUCAGAAUCCUAUUGAUGUUGUCAGGGAAACCAUCCCUUGGGUUGUUUUCUGUUUAUUCUACAGUAGAGCACUUCUGUCAGACACGUGUGCUGCACAGGAAAAUCGUCUCUGACAUGCAGGUGGAAGAGUGUCAGUCUGAUUUUUCUUAAUAGAUUUUGUAGUAAUCUGAGUGCAUUAAGUAAACUGCAAGACAGCCUUUACUGGGCUCUCAAGUGCAACUGGUCUACAGCCUGUUGCAUCUUUCUAGUCUAUCAGCACUUUGGAUGGCUUUGCUAUUUUGACAAACUGACAAGAGAGACAGAGGAAUGGCACUAGGCUGUGGUUUACCAGUGUGAGGCAAGAACAAUUAACAUAUGUGUGCACUCUGGGUCACUGGAGAGCAGGGCCAGUGUUCAUCUUGUCUGUUAGUGUAGGUUCACUCAUUUUUUUUUUUUUAUUGUAUGUCUUAAAUUUUGCUGGCAUGCAGGAACCUUCCUCCUUAUAGAGGUGCCUGUUGCACACCAGCUGCCAUCCAUGCUGGAGGUACAUCCUUAACCAUCUCAAAUCAUCUGCAGAUGUGUAGAUGACUACCUAACAUUGUUUUGGCAGUCUUGACUACUGGGCCACAGUGACAUCCAUGAGUUGGCAUGCUCUGGCUAAUAAACAAAUGUAUAUGCCAUCUGCCUCAAGAUGUUGACUGCUGAUAGUGUAAGCUCUGUUCUAUACAUAUGCUGAUAAUGUGGAAUGCAUUAAGUAUUUUCAGAGGCUUGGAUCAGGUACACAAAUCUUAUCUGCAAAGCUAGUUACCAAUCCUGUGUCUCAGCAGGACAGCUAAAUACUCCUCUUGCUAUUAAUGAUAAAUCUUCAUUUAAAAACUGUUAAAUACCUUUCUCAUUGGAAAAACAAAAUAGGCUUCUUCAGAACUGAAACUGCAGCAUGGGUUGGCUCUCUAAAGAUGGUAACUUAAAUAAAAUCCCUAUUGCUAUAUCA